CGCAAAAUAAAAAAGGACACGGAAAGACGUUAGAUUUCAAAUAAUCGCAUCCGCCAGUCUUCUUGUGUCUGGUGUUGUUUGCAUCAAAAUUAUUGUUGCGUGCAUGCGAAAGAACUCUUCUGCCCAGGCUUAAAGGGUGAUCAAGAUUUUGCAGUCAGAGAAAGCAAGCCUGGGUGAAGGUCCCAGACCCUCAGUAAGGCUUAAAUAACAUUGUGAUGGAGGUAGAACAGAAGGAUGAUUCUAGCAACACUCUGGCCAAUGGAAGUGCCCUUUCAGGCAAACGUGGCAGGGGCAGACCACGAGGCUCAGUUAAGAAAAAAAUUAUCUCUGUGAAAGAAUUAUCUCACAAUGCUAGGGCAUCCAAAAGAGUGGAUUUCUUUUCACCCGAGCUGGUGAUAAGGCCAAAAGUCAAGAAGCGUGGACGUCCGAAAAAGAUAAAAAUCCCAGGAAGACCAAGAAAGAUUCCCCUUACACCAGAGGAAGAAGCAGAGAGAAUUUUAAUGUUGAGCAAGAAACGGAAACUCUGGAAGCCUCUUGGGAGACCCCGCAUCCAUCCCCUUGCAGACAUGCCGAAGGAGAAAAGGGGAAGAGGUAGACCACGCAAAUAUGAAACCAUGGCUUCACAAAAUGGCAGAGUUGACAGGACUCUGAAAAGUAUAAAGAUCUCUGAAGUUGGUGGAGACAUUCCUCGAAGAAGAGGAAGGCCAAGAGGGUCGUUUAAGAAGAAACGGGGACGGCCAGCAGGUCCAUCUCCGGUGAAAAGGCCGUUAGGAGGGACUCCAGGAAAAAGGGGGCGACCUCCAGGAUCUGGAACCAAGCUACAGGUCAAGCAGGAUGCCAAUGGAACUCCUCGAAAGAGGGGCAGACCCCCAGGCUCUGGAAGAAAGCUAAAGGUUAUUUCAGGUGAAACAAAUGGAACUCCUAAAAAGAGAGGACGCCCUCCAGGAUCUGGUACGAAGGUAAAGGUCGCAAAGCUCGUGACAGAUGGAAUUCCCAGAAAGAGGGGACGUCCUCCAGGUUCUGGGAACAAGGUCAAAGGUCUACUACAGGAGACGAAUGGAAGCCCUCGGAAGAGAGGCCGACCACCAGGAUCAGGAAAAGUCAAGACAAUUACCGUGGAGGCUGAACAUGUUAUCACUUACAGUGAUGGACAACAGGCCUUCUCUGUUGAUGCCCAGCCUCGUAAGAGGGGCCGUCCUAAAAAGGUUGAAACCUUUCCAGCCGUUGAAGCAGAAGAAGGAAAGCGCAAGGAAAAUGACGCACCCUCGGCCAAACGACCCCGUUACUUGUUUGCCUCAACCAAGAAUUCAAGCAAGCCAGCCGCUGAAGACCAAAAGGCCAGUGAGAAUGAUGGUUGCCAUGUGGCCAAAACAGUAGGAAAUCCUGUUCUGUCUGCUGGAGGUGCUGCAAAACCGGACAAUAUAGAGCAGGUUGGUGAGAACGAGCUAAACGAUGCUUCGGUUGAGGAGGUUCAUGAGAGUAACAGUAGAGUUAAGAGUUCAUCCUCAAGGGUAGCAGGUAAAUCCCAAAAAAAGAAGUAAAUCAUUGGGUAGAAUAGAGCAUAAAUAUUUUUGAAUGGGUUUUUACCAGAUUUCAUACAAAUUGUUUGACUUGUCCCGAAGGUUAACAAUGCAGUCUCAAUCUUUGUUUGUUUGUUUUUUCUGUUGCUCAGCUCUUGUGCUUUUGCAUGUCUUUUAAAUAAAUGUUUAUUUUGAUACUCUAUGGUACACCGCCUUCAUAUAAAUCCCCAGCGAAACGGACAUUUACAAAUGCGGAUGUUCAGUUGCAUUCAGAGACACAAUGGGAGUCUGAUUUUUAGGCAAGUUAAAGAAUGUGCCUACAGUCUGUCUGCAUGACUAGCUGUCUGAACAAGUCUUAGUACACUGAGCAUUUUUAUUAUUUAUACAAUUUUAUUCGGUGUGGAAAUAAGCUAUUUCAGGAUUAUUCAGUAAUUCUGCUAAAUUUUUAGAUCAAGAUCAAAUGGAACAUGAACUACAUCUUAAGCUAGUCUGUAUUGGUGUAUGUUGAAAUCAGUUGUGCUUGGGGGGAAAAAGCCUGAAAUUUUCACUAGUUUAAUGGUCCCAUCACUGGACAGCAAAACAUCAGACUAUUCUAGCAAGACAUCACUGCAUCCUGAGCCUGUGCCGCCAUCCAUGUUAUCUGCUCAACAGGUCUUAAGUGUCAUGUGUAACCAUGGGUCCUUGACUUUUUAUAUACAUUUGAAAAAAAAAAAAGAGAAGCAGAAAUUAUGGUAAGUUGUUUUGCAUGAAACUCAUGGUAAUAUACUGGUUAAAAUAAAAAGACCCUGGAAUUUCUUGCAAAACUCGAGAAGCAUUUGAGACACGAUGCGCAUCUUCACACCAGCUGUAGACUGAAGAACAUUGAAGGAGGGCUGGGCGAUAUGACAGAAAUAUCAUAUCAUAUGAUACUUGAGGACAUUUCUGCGAUACACGAUGUAUAUCACGAUACAUAAUUUAGCUAACAAACUGUCUGCAAAACAAUAGUAAAAUAAACAAUAUACGGUUAAUCUGAGUUUGAUCACUUUCUUUAAUGCCUACAAAGACAAAAGAUUAACUAAAUAAAAAAUCAAAUCAAUGGGAUCCAUUCAGUACCAUUUAAUUUGUAAUAAUUAUUAAAAACGUUUAAAAAAAAAAAAAAAAAAAAUACACCACCAUACCAACGAUAUCUCGGAAAAAUGUAUCACGUAUAAUAUCAUUUAUCAUGAUAUUGAUAUAUCGCCCAGUCCGAAUUUGAAAUCAGGCAGCUGAUUUUAUCUUUUCGGGGUUGUGUUCCCUGUGAUCAGUAAGCAGUUUUAAAAUAUCAAAAAAGAAUUUAAAAAAUCACGACAUGGUGACUGACAGUCGAUUGAAUUUCAGCUCUUUUAAUAAUGUAUUAAGAACAUUUGGAAAUGUAACACUGCUCCAGCUUCACUCUAUAUAUUUUUAAUCAAGAGUCUGGACAAUGUUUCCAUAAAACUUGGAGUACAGUAUAGAAAAUGUGGAAUAAUGCAGAAUAUGUAUCAUAGCAUACACACACACAAAGCGUAGUUAUGCUUUGUAUUAAGAACAUCACCUACUGCUUUAAAAAAAUCGGCUUCACAAUAUUAAAAAUCGUUUUUUGCGAAACUGAGCGUCUAAUGAUGAUUUCCCAUACCCCCCCUUAUCAUGUGACAUGUACAGUUGAAUUCAGAGUUGGUGUUACGAUUGCUUACAUUUACUCAUUUAUGUGUAAAACGUAUUCUCUCUUCUUUUUUUUUUUUUUUUUUUUUUUUUUUUUUAAAGAAAAGAAUUUCCGUUUGUUUAUAAAGUAACAUCGUAAUUAUUCCUGUUAUAAAGCAGGAGUUAAAUGUCCGUGUGAUGUUUCUAAUCAUGAUUGUGAAGACAUUUUUAAAGAGAAAAUUCCACUUGAUUGUUUUUCAGGGCAUAAACUAAAGGACAUUUACGCUACAGAAAGCUAUAGUUAGAAAUUCGUAGAAUUUAAUUUUAUAGCAGUUUGAAUGAGACCAGACACACUUUUUUAAAAAAACGACUAAUCAUGUGAACAGUAGUAUUUAUAUGUAAAUCUAGUUGUUUAGGUUGCUGGUGUUCUGGUUGUAUUUGUCAGAUUGUACUUGUUUGACACUUCUGUCCAAAUUCUUCAGAUUUUAUGUGAAUUUCUAAAAAUGCAGCUACACAAAGAAUUGUUUCAAUUAGCUAUGGUUAUGUGUUUAUGUACUGCGUUACAAGUUUGUUUAAAAAAAAAAAGUUCCAUACUUACUACAUAAAUUUUCUCAACAUGAAAAAAAAAAAAAGUUUUUAUUGCAAUUUCUCCUGAUUGGUGUAUAAACAUCAAAGUUCAGAAAAAUUUUCAAUCUUCCUGUGAUAUUUUUGUGGCAUUUCUGUUCAGACUUAACUGUCUAAAAACUCUGGAUGGAAGCUUAAGAAAAAAAGUUCUCUGUCCUCCCCAUUUAAAUUUAUUUAAUUUAUUAUUUUUUUUAAAUCAUCACUGUUCAUAAAGCCCUGAUUUGUGGUAUUUGAAUUUACUAAAGCAACAGUGUCAUUACAUUCUCAGUGCUGAAGCAGAGUCUGUCUUUAUCCCUUUAGUGGUUAAAAUGCUUCAUAACAUCAGAAAAAGAGAAUGAUGCCCUUUGCCCUUUCAAGAAAUGUGGCACCGUUGUAUGAUUUUAGGAGGGGGGUUGGUCCCCUAGGCUAGCAUGAAAUAAAAACUACCUGUCCCAGGGCAACCUUUGGGCUACCUAAGUGUUAUACAUAAACGUUGUAACUGCAAAUGUGGGAUAGCCUACAUGUGGUGUUUUCCAGUCUGCAGCUUGCGCUUGUGGAAUUUGCUGUUGUUAAUUUAGUUUAAGUAGAUGGCUAAGUAAUGCCUUAUUUGACAGUAGAUGUGUACAUCCCUGGUAGAACGUGUAUAAACAGCAACUUCUUUUCCCCCCUAAAAUGACUGAUCCUAACCAUUUUACUUGGAUAGAUGUAUUAGCUUACAGCAUAGGCUUGUUUUCUACUAUAGUAACUUCUUUGAUGUUUGAUUUAUACAUUAAUCUGUACUCUUAACAAUUAGAAGCUGUUUAAUGUGAGCACUUGUAUUUGAUUUUUUUUUCUUUAAUAAAAUGAUUUCUUCAACAAUA
Messenger RNA from Ictalurus punctatus (channel catfish), 4621 nucleotides. RefSeq names its product chromosomal protein D1. The coding region runs from base 216 to 1541 and encodes 441 amino acids. The transcript has 2 exons. The record is from RefSeq and is a predicted model, not a curated record. Gene Ontology annotation, molecular function: DNA binding. NCBI's taxonomy places the organism in Eukaryota, Metazoa, Chordata, Actinopteri, Siluriformes, Ictaluridae.